UCCCGUGCCCGGGUCUGCGGCGCUGCGCGUGGGCCGUCAGAGUCGGAGAGCUGCCUUCCGGUGAGGCGGUCGCCCAGUCGCGCAUUGGAGGCCGGCGGGCGCUCAGGUUCCGCUGGUGCUCUGGGCAGCAGAGCGGCAUGGAAGUGGGCGCGGCGGAGACCCGCGAGGACGGUGCCCGGGACCGGAGGAGGGCCUUGGGUGCGGCCGGGCGGCCUGAGCAGACCCGGGACGAGCGACCGCAGAGCGGCACCAACGGGCUCCCGAAGCCGUCGUACUGGCUGGACCUGUGGCUCUUCGUGCUGUUCGACCUGGCGCUGUUCGUGUUCGUGUACCUCCUGCCCUGAUUGGUUUGCCAUAAGGUCAAGAAUUUGGCUACUGGAGUAAAAUCUGAAAACUACUACAAACUUCUUGAAUAAAGAAGAGAAUGGUCCAGCAGCAGAACUUCAUACCUCUAAUGGAGCUUCCUUUCACUUCUUCACAAGUUUUGUUAACUCAUUCAGAGAACUCCUCAAAAUAUAGUGAUCAUACUCAUUCAUAGCAAAGUUCUUAAAACUAGACCAUCUGGUUCCUGUUUAAAAACUUUACCACUUAGUGGCUUUACUUUAUAGGACCUUCAAAUAAAAGCAUUUGUACUUAAA
Messenger RNA from Jaculus jaculus (lesser Egyptian jerboa), 638 nucleotides. RefSeq names its product chromosome 2 C4orf3 homolog (gene Arln). The transcript is spliced from 2 exons. NCBI's taxonomy places the organism in Eukaryota, Metazoa, Chordata, Mammalia, Rodentia, Dipodidae. The coding region runs from base 138 to 344 and encodes 68 amino acids. The record is from RefSeq and is a predicted model, not a curated record.